AUGGCAAGAGGAAUGACGACCGUCGUGUCUCAAACGCAACCCGCGGAGACCAUCUCGUUCCCUGUAUUAACCUACACCGAUGCCGUGCCGCGAAACGACAUGCAAGCGCAGGAGGCGCGCCAAGACACCGGACAGUGGGAUUUUCGUCAACCCUCCCCGGGCGUGGGAUGGUUUAGAAAGCCGGCCGAGGGCACCACUUUCGACUUCAGUAUUACAGCCCCGCCAGACGAGGCGAUUCAAACCGACGCUCGCCCUCCCGCAGAGCAACAUGCGAUCGGAAUUGCCCUAGGAAGCCCUGGCCUACUCAAGCAAACUGAGGCUCUGCCGCCGCCCAGAUUUGAUACAUCGAUCUUUUCGGAAAACGGUCAAGGCUUGACCCACAAACCGAGCAAAUGGAAGAAGAUUGGGGGUCUGUUCAAGGCGAAGCAGGCCUUGACCGCGGCGGGGGAGAUGCACGGCGAUGCUAAGCCGCCACACGAGCAUCGACAAGCCGAGAAAGCCCGCAAGGCCAGAGAGAGAAAGAACUCAACGGAGGAGUGGCCGUCAAUCGAGAUUGAGCCCCCACAGCCACGAUUCCAUGAAAGCCCCAGGAGGGGUCGGAAGUUCUCCCUGAGUGGGAACAAGGCGCCGAAGAAUCAACCGCAGCCGAUCGACCCAGGACCUCUCUUGAGCGUCAAUAUUCCGGAUGUGCAGAUGGAGCGCUACAGCGUCAUGUUCAGCGAUGUGGUGAACAAAAACCAAAGACCCCCACUGCUGGCCAGAAGGGCCAAGACGUUGGACAAUCUGCAGGUUCCAGACGCAAAUGGCUUCAUCAAGGCGCCCGUGCCACCCCCGAUGCCUCAACGUCGUGCAACAUCGCCAGCGCACUCAACUUUCACUUUGUUCCCGACAUCCCAGCCUUCCAAAGCCGCCCAAAUGCUGGGAACACAGAAUUUCUCUCGCGGCCCCAGUCCGCUGAUGCGCGCAAACACACUUCCCGUCGAAAGUCCAUCCAAACAGCAGCCUCGUCACGGCUCGAACAAGAACAGCCUGUCAUCACUCGAGUCACCCAUCAUCCCGAGAAUGUUCUCCGCGGGCUCAAGUACCCCGAGAUCCUCGAGCAGCCACAGCUAUGACAAGCCUCUCCCCGCCAUCAGGUCAGAGUCACAGAGCAGCCACCUGCAAAGGGUCACUCAGUCUCCAAGAAGCACCCCAUCCCCACGCCAAGGCCGGCUGCAGAGCGCAGCAUCUCAGAAACCGCUUCCCAUGAAGCACGACGCCCAGCCCCGACCAGCACUACAACCGAGAAAGGGCUCCCUCCCCCGCCCAGUGGAAAAGCCUUCCCUGCACGCAUCACCACAGAAGGUAUCCACGCACAACCGCAUCGACAAAUGGCUCGAACAACAAGAUCCAGCACCCACUCCGCGUCCGCGUCUUCGCGUCGAAACAGAAAACCGACCGGCCCCACCUGCCAAAGACAUCCAAUCCAGCCCAUCCCUCAGCUCCCUCCCAACCCUGAACCCAACACAGGAGAAGAUCGACCGCAUCAUGUCCCCACUCUCAGCCUCAACGGGGGCGCGAUCAGGCAUUUCGCCAUCCGACUCCACACGCAUGCCAUUCGUUGACGCAGUCGAGACCAUGGAGCCCGAGACAGAGAAUCCGGAGCAGGAGGACCCCGAGCCCGAGACUCUCCGCCCAAUUCCCCGAGUUGAGGUUUCGGUUGCGCGCUCGGUCUCGGUCUCGCGGGCUAAACGGCAUGUUCUGGUGCCUGUUGGGAAUCGGGUUGAUCAACUCGAUGCUGAGGAGAGGAUUGUUCAACGGCGGGCUUUGACGCCGCAGAUUACGGAUGCUCAUCGGGGACAUCGGCCGGGUAUUUCGCAGGAGUUGAGGAUAGAGUCACAAUUGGACCAAUACCUCCGGUAUAUCGACCCACCGAGCCAGUAUGGAUCCAGCGCAACAUUCCCCACAACAGAACAAGCAUUGAAAGACCUCUUCCGGUGCCAGAUCACCAGAUUCCCAUACGACAAUCUAACAUGCCACUACUCCUCGACCCAAUUGGCCGAGAUCCAGCCGCAACAAAUCUAUACCAAGUUCUUAGGAGAUGAAUCAACUUCACGCCGCGGAGGCUACUGUCUCGAAGUGAGCAUAUUCUUCCAUCACAUCCUCCGCGGUCUAGGAUUCGAAGUAUACAUGACUGGUGUGCGGAACCGACUACGAACGGACGGGAUUCCGCAAGGGGACUAUUUUGGAUGGACACAUAUUGUGAAUAUCGUCCGUCUGCCGAGUGGUCAGGAGUUCCAUCUAGACGCAGCCUUUGGGGGUGACGGACCGACAAGUCCCCUUCCCUUGAUAUCUGGGCAAGUAACACGGAACCUGGGAGCGCAAGAAGUCCGACUCAUCUACGACAACAUGCCGAAGCAGACGAGGCGGGAGCAGAAGGUCUGGAUGUAUCAGUAUCGGAAUGGGGUGGAGAAGCCGUGGAAUUCGUUUUAUUCAUUUGCGGAAUUGGAGUUCUUCCAGGAGGACUUUGAGGUGAUGAAUCGGUUUACGAGCUGGGAUGCGGUGCAGAAACGGAGUUUCAUUGUGGUGAAGUUCAUUCGGAAUGGGGAAAUAGAUGGAUUGCCCUUGUUGGAGGGCGAGGGGGAGACGAGUGAGGAUUUGUCUAUUGUUGGGAAGAUUAUGAUGGUGAAUGAUGAGAUCAAGUUGAAUAUGGGCGGCAGGACGAGGGUGAUUGAUUCGUACGAUACGGAGGAGGGGAGGUUGGUGGCUUUGAAGAAAUGGUUUGGCAUCACUUUGUGUUACUAG
This is a messenger RNA of Penicillium olsonii, 2784 nucleotides long. Lineage: Eukaryota; Fungi; Ascomycota; Eurotiomycetes; Eurotiales; Aspergillaceae. The record is from the annotation of a GenBank genome assembly.